AUGACAACAGCUCCUUCAAUAGCAUUUCCCACUAUGGAAGUCCCUGCUGCGGAUGAUACGAUGGAGAUGGCUUCGCCCCUUCCAGGGCAUGCUGAUGAUUUCGACAUUGACCUUGAUGUCAUGGAAGACCAAGCCUCGAACGCGGAUAAGGACAUGAUGGGCGCGGAUGAUUAUCCGGAUGAGUCCAUUGAGAUAGAAUACACCCGGGAGGGAGCGAACGAUGCGGAUAUGAUGGACGAUGUCGCUGAACCGACCAUGGUCGACGCGGAUGACCAAUACCCGGAAACGAACGGUAACGUCGAGAUGCAGUAUUCGGCGGACGAGACAUACGAAGCAGAGAUGUUAGAGGACGACUACGAUGAGGACAUCGACGUUCCCAUGCCCAAGUCGGAUGAGCAAGGCCCAACAACCGCCCAGGAUGACAUUGGCCAGAAAUCAGAGCUUGAAAUAGGACCCUUGCAAACGAACGAUGUUGUUCAAGAAGAAAGCGAAAACCACGCGUUGGAAACCCAUGUGAAAUCCACGGAGGAACAUGUGACUGAACCUGCCGAGGAACCACACACGGAACAGGAACAGCACGACCAUCCUGGAUCUGAGCACGUUCAAGAGGCCGGACUUCAGCCAGACAAAUUGGAGGGUGAUAAGAUUCCUGAGACUAACCAGACAGAGCGGACUGAUGUGCAAAGUGUGCAACCCGAUCUAAACAAAGACGGCCCGACGGAUUCGAAGCAACCUGAAGAAGGUGCCGGUGAAGUAACCGAAGCCCAGCCGCCCAUCGAUCAACCUAAAGAGCAGGAAGUGGGACCAACAGAAGUGCAAGAUACUGAGAAGCCCAAGGAGAAAGAGCAAGGAGCCGACUUGAACGAACAUGCAGCUUUGCAUCCCGUGAAAGUCUAUUACCAGGAUAAUGAGGUCUCUCUGUUUCCCCCUCGGGAAGGUGAUUCAUCUGAAACUUUCUUCCUCGAGGAUGAGAGUCUUGCCUACGAGAACUUUGGAAAGCUUUUUGAAUCUUUCCGUGAAGUUCUUCGGGAGCAUAUUGGAGAAAAUGAUGUUCUAGUCGUAGAUAUUGACGCUCUGAACGUUCAGCUAACAGAGGAUUCUCUAAACUCGUCCAAGGUGACAUUACAUCAAAUCAUCAACGUAUAUCUACACCUUUGCGACAAUGAAAGCAUUGGCGAACCGGAAUCCUUAUACAUCACGCUGAGCACAAAGCUGACCGCUUCGGCGGCUAUAUCUGAACUUGCCGCUGCUGCGAAUGAAGGCAAAGGACUUUCCGAGAUCUUCUCUUGGGAUGAAUUUGAUGAAGUAGAGCCAAUCUCAGCAGGGCCUGAUGCUGAGCCUCAACAUGACCUCGAAUUCCAAGAGCAAGCCCCGGAAGAGUUUCAGAAGCCUCCGAAAUCUCGAGAGCAUGAAGAACGUGAGGAACCUGCAGAACAUGUUACAGAGCCUGAGCCAGUGCGCGAAGAGCCUGAGGCACCUGAAGAACAGGAGAAGCCUAAAGCAUCUGAUGAACGACAGGUCGAGGCUGCCGAAGCUACUCAAGUUUCCGAGCAGGAUGUCGCAGAGCACGAGGAAGGUCAUAACCUUGAACUUCAACCUGAGGUUACCAACGAGGCCGAGCCCGCUAUUCAGGAGGGAGCUCACUUCGAACAAGAAGACCAGGAAAAAGACGAUGACAAGCUCCCUUCCAAUCAGCCUGGUGAGGAGGUUGAGGAUGCUGCACUCACUGGAAAGGGUGAGGAUGAUGAAUAUGGGGGAUUUGAUGAAGGGGAGUACGAGGAAGAUGCUCAGGGGUAUCACGACCCUGAGCUCGAAAAUCAAGAUCACCCUUCUAACGACAGGUCAUAUGACUCAGAAGAGCAGAAGACGGAGUCUACUGCCACUAUUGCCCCCUUGCCUGCAACGGACAGACAGCAAGACGUUGAGCUGUCUGCCGAUGUCACUGAGACAGAUGGUGACCAUGGUGAAUACGAUCAAGUCGAAGACACAGGGGAGGAGGAUCACCCCAAUGAUCACACUAAUCUAGAUGCGCCGGAGCAUGAUGAGUAUUCCGAGGAGCAAGGAUACAACAAUGUCGAUGGUGCGUACGAUGAACAGAAUGCCAAGGAGCUACGCGAAGAACCUUUGUCAAAGACGCAUGACACAAGUGAUGGGGAUGAAGACGAAGACCGUACUCCGCAAGAAGAUGUUGCCGACGAAGCCUUCCAAGGUAAUGAGGAUGCUGUACAUGGUCACCCUGAGGAUGGUGAUUCGGAUCCAGCACAGAAUGACGCUCGGACUACUCCAGAGCCAGCGGACGAACUGCUCGGAAAUGCGGAAAGCGUGAUGGACAGUCCGUCUAAAAACGCCAAGGACAACAACGAAACUGCAGAUUCUGGUGAAGUCUUGCAUGAUGACGCUGAGUAUGUUUCAUCAGCAACUGCCGAAGAAGAUGUCAAAGAAGUCACUUUUGAUGGCAACGAUGAUGAAUUCUUCAACCUGGAUUUUGACGAUGAAGCUGGCCCGGAGACGAAUGUCUCUGAUGCAGUGGCCGACCACAACGUCUCGACCAAACGUACACGCGAUCCCGAAGAUGAAACUGAUUUGACCGAAACUACUCCGGAUGCCAAACGCUCGCGAUCCUCCUGA
Aspergillus chevalieri is the source of this 2628-nucleotide messenger RNA. RefSeq lists its product as uncharacterized. NCBI's taxonomy places the organism in Eukaryota, Fungi, Ascomycota, Eurotiomycetes, Eurotiales, Aspergillaceae. The coding region runs from base 1 to 2628 and encodes 875 amino acids. The transcript is spliced from 2 exons. The record is from RefSeq and is a predicted model, not a curated record.